Messenger RNA from Aspergillus oryzae RIB40, 423 nucleotides. RefSeq names its product Zn(II)2Cys6 transcription factor domain-containing protein. The record is from RefSeq and is a predicted model, not a curated record. NCBI's taxonomy places the organism in Eukaryota, Fungi, Ascomycota, Eurotiomycetes, Eurotiales, Aspergillaceae. Gene Ontology annotation, biological process: regulation of DNA-templated transcription. Bases 1 to 423 code for a protein of 140 amino acids. Gene Ontology annotation, molecular function: zinc ion binding; DNA-binding transcription factor activity, RNA polymerase II-specific. The transcript has a single exon. Gene Ontology annotation, cellular component: nucleus.
AUGCAGCGACGACGUCGGAGGCAGCUUCCGGUCUCGUGUCAGCUCUGCCGGUCCAUGAAGUUGAAAUGUAGUCGCGACCAGCCCUGCUCUAACUGCGUCAGCCGCGGGGUCACCUGUGAGCGCGCAUAUCGGAUGGAGCCGACCACCUCGUCCAUCGCGUCUCCAAUCACCACCAGCCCUGUGCAAGCGCAGACAACGUACUUGCAGCCGGGCUGGCCCGCCAAUCCCAGUGCGGGCACUGGCACCGGCAGCAAUACCGAGAUCCUGUCGCGUCUACAGCGGCUGGAAGACAUCAUUCUUCGCACCCACGGUGCCGCUGCUCCGCGUCCCUCUACGGAGCCCUCAUACAUUUCCGAGGGCGAGGGGGACUCGAAAUGGCUGGAAGGGGUCGGGACCCGUGACACUUCCGUGGUGAGUCUCUGA